Ostrinia furnacalis (Asian corn borer) is the source of this 559-nucleotide messenger RNA. RefSeq lists its product as uncharacterized. The transcript has 3 exons. Lineage: Eukaryota; Metazoa; Arthropoda; Insecta; Lepidoptera; Crambidae. The record is from RefSeq and is a predicted model, not a curated record. The coding region runs from base 90 to 413 and encodes 107 amino acids.
UCGUGAUUUCGGGAAUGGUGGUUUUGGUCCAGCGACUCGCUGUUUUAUUUUAAAAUUCUAACUAAAAGUGUCCAAAUUAUCUAGUAAGAAUGACUGAAAAAGAGAUGACUAUGGAAGAUUUCGAGGAGACGGUGAAGCGAACAGACGAGCAGCUAGACCUUAUGGAGUGGAAGAUGGACAAUGUGGAGAAGGAGCUGGUGGAGCCUGUGGACGUGCAGGACGCCUGCGUCAUGAACCUACUCAAGUCUGUCUCGGAGGUGCGCUCAGACUACAUGCAGCUACGUCGCGAGCUGGUGGAGGUACAGGCGUUACAACGAGAGCUCUCCACUCGGCUGCGAGCACAACUACGAUUAGUCCACGGCAAGUUCGCGAGACUGCGUCAGCGCCUCGCCGCAGCACCACCGCAACGCUGAACGCCUCAAUGGUACGCCUCUCAUGUCUACUACUUCGAUUUAGUAUGUACUUUGAUCAGCAAAUGUUUGGUGGUGGGACUAUCGUGAAGUAAUUGACAGACAGCGCCAUCUUUUAGUUAGAAAAAGAAUUACAGACUGAUCAAACU